CAUCAACGGCCGUUACUGCUUGACACUGCUUUGUGUAACCAAUUAAGGUGCUUUUGAAAAACGCCCUCUAACGGCACAUAUUUACCAGAAUCUUUUGUGAGCCUAUAAAAAGUGACAUAUUAUUAGUGCGUCUCGUCAGUCAUCGCCAUGAAGCUGUUCCUAACUUUUGUCGCCCUUUGUGUGUGCGCCCACGCCGAACUUCUCAGGGUUCCCCUGACGAAGAUCAGCUCCGUGCGUAAGCAUCUGAUCGAGAAAGGAACUGCCCGUCAUGUUGCUUUUAGUAGGCCCAUCGUAGGCAACAGCAUCGAGCCCAUUAACAACUACAUAGAUGCUCAAUAUUACGGACCUAUUAGCAUCGGAAACCCUCCGCAGACUUUCCAGGUCGUCUUCGAUACUGGAUCGUCCAACCUAUGGGUGCCUUCUUCGCAAUGUCCUAUCACAAACGUCGCUUGUCUUCUGCACAACAAGUACCACUCUGACAAGUCACUGUCGUACGUUUCCAACGGCACUGCGUUCAAUAUCCAGUAUGGUUCGGGUAGUGUGUCCGGGAGGCUUUCUACCGACAGCGUCCUCGUUAGUGGCGUCAGGAUCAGCAAUCAGACAUUUGCUGAAAUUUUCAAGGAGUCUGGAAUAAGCUUCAUUGCAGCUAAGUUUGACGGUAUCCUCGGUAUGGCGUAUCCUGAGAUUUCAGUUCUUAGAGUGUUGCCGCUCUUUGAUGAGAUGAUCCGGCAGAAUGCCAUAAAUAAAGCUAUCUUUACGUUCUAUCUCACUCGCGACCCGGAUCAUCCCACCGGCAGUGAACUCGUCAUUGGAGGGAUCGACGAGAAGCACUACAAGGGUGAGAUUUCCUAUUUUCCAGUGACGAAGAAAGGCUACUGGGAAUUUCGGAUGGACAAAGUCACCGUAGGCGGUAAGAUCGAUUUUUGCGCACACGGAUGCGCAGUCAUUGCUGAUACUGGUACGUCGCUUAUUGCUGGACCAGUAGCCGAGAUUAAGAAGCUGAAUGAGGCGAUCGGCGCCGCACCAUUUAUGAAUGGCGAAUACGUGGUCACCUGCAACAAUCUGUCGAAUAUGCCGAACGUAACUUUCUUCUUUAGUGGCAAACCCUUUACCCUUAGUCCUAAGGACUACGUCCUUAAGAUGAGCCAAGGCCCGUUUCCCGUCUGUUUAUCAGGCUUCAUUGGCCUUGACGUUCCUCGUGGUCCUCUUUGGAUUCUCGGCGAUGUCUUCAUAGGGAAGUACUUCACUGUGUUCGAUCGCGUCAACGAUCAGGUCGGGUUCGCGGAAGCUGCUUAGGUAUCAUGUUUGUAGAGCAGCGGCGCCCGAUUAUGAUAAUUAUACAUUUAAAUUCAAAUUCAUUUUCUAAACCCUCAUUUUCGUGAGAACGUGUGCUUUGGAAAUCAAAUUCAAAAUUUAGCGACACCAAAUUGGCUCUAUCGCUUUCGCGGUGUUUCAACUUUGUGAAUGAAUAGAAAAAAGUAUUAAUAUUAUAAUAGAGAAUAAAUUGUUCUUAAUAUGUUCAGAAGCAUUGGAUCAUUCUGAUCCAACUAAUAAAUUGCAAUCUCUUUGUUUUUAUUGUGACACGUACUUUUGUCAAACAAGUUUUGCGUGAUAGUCUCAGGGUCUUGGGACAAAACCCGCCUGAUCUAUUUAUGAGGAAUCAUUGAUAACUUCAUCAUUCUUGAAAUCUUACCAAAGCAUUAGUCAUUAAUAUGAGCUGCCUUUCAGAGCAUUAGGGUAACGCAAAGUGUUAGUGAACGCAUUGCUGUUAUUCUAACGAAAACAAAACAAAAUUGACGACUAUUAAAUAUAACGCGUUGUGCGCUAUGUUCAACAAUCGUGUAGCUCGUCCAUAAGUGCAUUAAUAAAAGCUUGCUCUUUGGGUUAU
Messenger RNA from Varroa destructor (honeybee mite), 1888 nucleotides. It is a transcript of the gene cathD, whose product is annotated as cathepsin D. The record is from RefSeq and is a predicted model, not a curated record. Gene Ontology annotation, biological process: proteolysis; cell death. Gene Ontology annotation, cellular component: lysosome. Gene Ontology annotation, molecular function: aspartic-type endopeptidase activity. NCBI's taxonomy places the organism in Eukaryota, Metazoa, Arthropoda, Arachnida, Mesostigmata, Varroidae.